Messenger RNA from Argiope bruennichi, 3675 nucleotides. RefSeq names its product cell adhesion molecule Dscam2-like. The transcript is spliced from 15 exons. The record is from RefSeq and is a predicted model, not a curated record. The coding region runs from base 239 to 2521 and encodes 760 amino acids. Gene Ontology annotation, molecular function: protein binding. NCBI's taxonomy places the organism in Eukaryota, Metazoa, Arthropoda, Arachnida, Araneae, Araneidae.
UUCGACAGUUUCUUACUACAAGGAGGAGAAGCUUUGACAGCGUGUGUCCGUUUCGACACGUGAUAUGCGUAAAAUAAACUUUUUUUUUCUCUAAGAAUUUUUUUUUUAAAGAUGGUUUUCGUUUGAGCAAAUGGCGCUGUUAAUUGGACAAAAAAUUGAAUCAUUAAUUUUUGUGGUGUAGUCCAGGAUCAAAAGCUGGCUUUAUUGCGAAAGAGAAAUUUGAACUGUACGGUUUAACAUGUGGUUUUUGUCCCUUUUAGUUAUUUUGUGUGCGAAAGGAUUUGUUUCAUUUGCUAAACCUGCUGGUGUACCUUUCAUCCAGCCCUUCACCUUUCCCAGUGAUGUCAUCAAGGGUCAGUCAGUGACCGUCACUUGUGCUGUGGCCGACGGUUCGGGUACCUUUGAUUUUCGAUGGGCCAAAGAUGGUCAACCUUUGACUGACCAACCUUUGACCAGAAUACAGACAUUCGAGGAAUAUUCAUUAUUGUUUCUCAAAUCAGUGGACAGUUCUAGAAGUGGCAACUACACUUGCUUUGUUCUUAACUCUGGAGGAUCUGCCAAUCACACAGCGCAACUGAUUGUAUAUGAACGUCCCGAAUGGAAUGUGCUACCAGAUGACGCGGAAGUGGUGUACGGAAGUGACCUUAGGAUGGACUGCUCAGCAACGGGAAUCCCAUCUCCUAAGAUUCAGUGGACAAAGGUGUCCAGUGAAACCAAUGGAGGGCGCCACCGCACACUGAUAAAUGGAAGCAUGAUUUUGAUGGACGUCCAUUCGGAUGACGGCGGCAAAUAUGAAUGCAGCGCUUCCAACGGAAUUGGCGAAAAUAUCAAAAAAACAGUCACGGUAAUUGUUCACGUUCCUCCACAGUUCCACGAGGCCUAUCACCUUCAGAAAGCCAGAAGUGGACACUCGGCCGUUCUGCGAUGUGACAUUACUGGAGACUCGCCCAUCAAAGUGAAAUGGACCAAAGAGUACAUGGAUAAUACUGAUAGUAGGUACAAAAUUCAAGAGACUCCUCUCCCAAACGGUCUUCUCUCGGAACUCUAUAUUUCACGAGUGAUGAGCAAGGACGCCGGCAUCUAUAUCUGCUCUGCCACCAACAGCUACGGAAAACAAGAUAAAACCAUCAAAUUACUCGUUUUAGAACCUCCUGCCUCUCCAUCGAACAUUCUCAUAAAACAAAUAGAAAGAACAGAAGCCACAGUUGAAUGGACCACCCCUUAUGCAGGAAACAGUCCCAUUACUCGCUACAUCGUUCAAUACUGGAGAGACACAGGUUCAACUCCUAAAUUAGAAGAGGAAACUGUCGAGAGCAAAAAGAAUUCUCACCUCCUUACAAGCCUCAGGCCGGGAACAUCAUACGUUGUUAGAGUUAUCGCUGACAAUGAGUUCGGAUCCAGCACUCCCUCUGUACCUGUUAGAUUCACCACAGCAGAGGACACUCCCUCUGGCUAUCCCACGGAUCUCAUAGUCUAUCCCAGUGGGCCGAAUGAGCUGAUCGUUCGUUGGAAGGCUCCUGCUCCGGAUCAGCGCAAUGGAGCCAUUCAAGGCUACGAACUAGGUUACCGGGAAUAUGAUUCCAUGGAGUCUUAUUCCAUGGUCCCUUACACGUACCGUGAGGCUCCUCUGGGACCUAGCAUUUCUCAAGAAUACGUCCUGGACAGACUGAAAGACAACACGGAGUAUGAGAUCGUGGUGAGGGCUUACAAUAGAGCAGGGAAAGGACCUACCUCUGUGCCUGUCAUAGGAAAAACAAGAGAAAUUGGAACUUUGGAAGCUCCCGAUUUAUGGGUCGAAUCCACCACUGCGACAUCUAUCUCUCUUCGAUGGUCUGGGAACAACGAUUUUAAAAGUGGAACAUUACGCCAUACCCUUCAUUACAGAGCAGAAGGCAGCAAAUGGAUGGAGAAGUCCAUUCCAAGCACUUACCAGGACGGCUAUGUUCUCACCGAUUUGGAAGAAAACACUUUGUAUUACCUGUACAUACAAGCGGUAAGCGGCCUGGAGCAGAGCAAACCAUCUGGGACCGUUAGUGGCAAAACAUCGGACCCGAGCUUCGAACGUUCCUCCAUGACUCAAAUGCAGGAAGUGUCCCACCAAACAACUCUGGUCAUCUCUCUGUCCGUGGUCAUCUCGUGCGUCGUGAUCGUGUGCGUCAUCGCUGGGGCGUGCGUGUAUGUUACGCGCGUCACGGCACGGUCAGGAUUCAAGAGGGACGGACACGCACUCAGCGAGUUCGGGGAGCAGCAUGCAUCUUCUCGCAGCACCCCUCUGUCUCGUCACACGUCCAAUUUCCGUUACGUGGACCCGAACUCCCGACCCCUGCUAUGGUGUUCAACCCCUGCCCCACCCAAUGAUUAUCCGUCCCCUUAUGCCACUUUACCACUUCGGCCCACCCCCAUUUCGAAAAGGUGGCAAAGUGAAGACGGCAUGUCUCCAGCAAUUUCGGAGCGAAGCGAAUCUCUCAUAAACCAGAGGGUUGAAGUGUCAGAAGACAAAGUUUCAAACAACAGAGAAUGAGCAUCUUCACAUUGUACCUGAAAUCACGAGAAAAAGUUUUUCUUUUGGUCUAGUCGAUUGACACUGUUGAUUGAAUCUAAUCCAGACUAUCAACUAUGAGUUUCACAAGUAAUGAAUUUUCCUUCGCUCAAACGCAUUUGGGAAGCGUUUGAUUUUGGAUCUCUUCUUAUGCCAAAAUAUGUCUGCAUUUUUUAGAAGAUUAUGAAUGAAAAAGAUUUGAAAAAUUAGUAUAAUCAUUCUGACAUUUUUCAGUUUUUGUAACGAAGAAAACUGAAAAGUGUUUCUUAGAUUUUUUGAAUGAAGGGUUUAUAAUUAUUCUAAAAGUCAUUAAUUUUUGCUUUUGUGGUAAUCAAAAAUAUAAUCAGAAUGAUUGAAAUGCAUUUCGCGUUACUCUGAUUUUAAGCAGAGUUAAGGAAUGAUGCAUUCAGAAGGAUUAAUUAAAAAUAAUUUAAUACAAUUUAUGUAUUUAGAUAUAUAUUCGAGAUUAAAAUUCGCAUUAUAUAAUUUUAACGAGCCAAAUAAAACGAAAAAAUAAUUCAGCUGAAUGAUUUAAUAUACACUGCACUAAAUUCUCGUUAAAAGUUGAAAUCUAAUUAUCAAAUUUUAAAAAUAUCUGGAUAGAAGGUCUUGUUUAGUCAUGAAAUAUUUUAAUUUUUUUCAUUUGUAUGAUUAUGUGUACUCCUAAAGCUAAACAAAUGCAUUUUUUUAUUUCCUUAACGGUAUUCUAAGCAAGGAAAUAUUUUAAUUAAUACAUUUGUGAAAUACAUGUAUUUAUUGAUAGAAAACUUAAAAUAAAACUUAACCUUGUUUUGGAGAAUGUUACUGAACUCAACGUUUUUUAAAUUCAUAUUCUUGAACAUUAAUAUUAAUAUUUUAAUCAUCUUCCUAGAACAUUGAAUUGAUUAAAAUUAACUCAUCAAAUUAUUUUAGCGGUAGCUGUUUCUUUUAAAGAUUCAUCAAAUUAAUUCCUGUAUUCUUGAAAGAUUAAUGCAGGAAUAAUGCAAGUUAGCAUUAACAUUAUUCAGAAUAUAAUAUUCAGAAUUACUUAAUGAUUAUUAAUUCAAAGAAAAGGUGAUUUAUUUGUAUUUUAAUUUCGUUUUCAAUUGAAAGCAUUUGAAUUAUUUUCAAAUAAUAUUUCCUUUACAAUUCGAAUA